Penicillium subrubescens is the source of this 927-nucleotide messenger RNA. Its product is annotated as sterol desaturase family protein. NCBI's taxonomy places the organism in Eukaryota, Fungi, Ascomycota, Eurotiomycetes, Eurotiales, Aspergillaceae. Gene Ontology annotation, biological process: lipid biosynthetic process. The record is from RefSeq and is a predicted model, not a curated record. The transcript is spliced from 3 exons. The coding region runs from base 1 to 927 and encodes 308 amino acids. Gene Ontology annotation, molecular function: iron ion binding; oxidoreductase activity.
AUGGACAUCCUUCUUGAUGUUCUCGACACGUUCGUUUUUGAUCGACUCUAUGCAUCGAUAUUGCCUGAUACCAAUACAGGCUCUGAAGCCAUUAAUUCGAGCCUCUUGAACCAACAUGUCAAGGUCUAUCUCCCCUUGGAUCCAUCUAGUUGGGCAGAAGCCAGUCUAUUGAAGCGAGACAAUAUGGCGAGACAAACCUUGUCCCUAUUUUUGAUGAUCUGGUUCUUCGGCCUAGCCAUGUACCUCAUCGGUAGCUUCAUCAUGUACCACACAGUAUAUGACAAGCGCCUCCUAAAACACCCACGAUACCUCCCAAACCAAAUCCAGCAAGAGAUCAACCAAGGCCUCUCUGCGAUGCCCGUCAUGGCUAUCCUCACAGCACCUCUUUUCCUUGCAGAGGUGCGCGGGUGGUCCAAACUCUACAAUUUCGCAAGCGAGGCACCAUUUCCAGGAUAUAACUGGCUGCAAUACCCCCUCUUUAUCUGCUUCACCGACAGCGGAAUCUAUUGGAUUCACCGUGGCUUGCAUCACCCUCUUGUUUAUCGCUGGCUACAUAAGCCACACCACAAAUGGGUCGUUCCGACACCUUUCGCGAGCUAUGCAUUUCACCCUCUGGACGGUUGGUCACAAAGUCUGCCAUACCACAUCUUCCCCUUCCUCUUUCCGCUGCAGAAGGUUGCAUACCUGGGAUUGUUCGUCUUUGUCACAGUUUGGACUGUUCUGAUCCAUGACGCCGAGUACCUUUCCACCUCCGAGAUUAUCAAUGGUGCAGCAUGCCACACUAUGCAUCACCUUUACUUCAACUAUAAUUAUGGCCAAUAUAUCACAAUCUGGGAUCGACUGGCGGGUACAUACCGCAAGCCUGAGGAAGACGCCUUCAUAAGGGAUCAAAAUUAUACCGGGAAGAUCAUUGAUAAGGAGGAUUGA